GGGUUUGGUUUGGGUUUGGUGUUGUUUUUGUUGGGCUGGUGGUGGUGGUGUUGUUGUUCUUGAUGACGUUGGUACUGACCUUGGUGUUGGCACGUUGGUGUUGUUGUUGUUGUUGUUGUUGGGUAUUCUCGUUCUUGCACACCAGGAGGCGAGGAAACGAACAGUCUUCUAAGUACUUGUUGGUAAGAAGAGGCGUGUGUGAUGGGGUGAUGUUCUGUCCAGUGUGCAGGCUGUGCGGUCUGAGGAUUCUGCUCUGUGUCCGCUCCCUCAGAAGGUAGGCGGAGGAUGGCCCUUUUAUGGAAGGAAAUGAAGCACGACGUCUAGAUGUCCAGUAUAGAAGUCACGG
Messenger RNA from Hypoxylon fragiforme, 346 nucleotides. RefSeq lists its product as uncharacterized. The transcript has a single exon. Bases 63 to 278 code for a protein of 71 amino acids. The record is from RefSeq and is a predicted model, not a curated record. NCBI's taxonomy places the organism in Eukaryota, Fungi, Ascomycota, Sordariomycetes, Xylariales, Hypoxylaceae.